This is a messenger RNA of Drosophila yakuba, 658 nucleotides long. RefSeq names its product SCO-spondin. The transcript is spliced from 2 exons. The coding region runs from base 367 to 639 and encodes 90 amino acids. The record is from RefSeq and is a predicted model, not a curated record. NCBI's taxonomy places the organism in Eukaryota, Metazoa, Arthropoda, Insecta, Diptera, Drosophilidae.
UUCGGGCGGCAAUAGCUUUCACUGCUUCAAUUAGUAGAAUUAAAAUGUUUACCCAUAGGCUGCCGCAUGUGUGGCUCUCUGAAUUUUUCAUUUGUUGCGGGUUUGCGGCAUUUCUUCAUCAGCUGCGGAUUUUUCCAGUUUAUUUUGUCAGCAUAAGAGGCUUGGUGGUGACGUGAGCGGGCUUUAAGGGAUCAUUAGUUUAUCGUUGAGGUGAGGAGUUGCUUUUGCCAGUAAACUGUAUCAUUUGUUUGGAAUGUUGAAACCCAUUGGAUUGCAACUAAUCAGGUGUAACCGAAUUGAUUUUCCACACCACAGUUCACCACAGUUUCGCAUAUAUCACGAGGAAUAGUAAAUAAAAGCGAUAUCAUGCAGUGCAGAGUGUUUAGUUUGUUUGUCCUGUGUUUAUUAAAUUAUACUCGAGCUAAGAUACAUCGGCCCAACGUUUGUACGCACGGCGAUGUGAUGGUAAAAUGUGUACCAGUUUGUCCCAAGAUCUGCUCGGACUUUUUGUAUAGGCAAAGAUGCAUACCCAAGAAAUGCGAGCGAGGUUGCGCCUGUCCAAAGGAUUGGUUGCGACUAAAAAAUAACCAAGGAAGAUGUAUAAUGCGCAAGCACUGUCAACGAUAUAUAAUUGAGUAAAAGAUUUCAAAAAACUGAA